Molecule: messenger RNA, 1548 nt
Organism: Desarmillaria tabescens
Lineage: Eukaryota; Fungi; Basidiomycota; Agaricomycetes; Agaricales; Physalacriaceae
Product: cytochrome P450
Exons: 14
Coding region: 1-1548 (515 amino acids)
Molecular function (GO): heme binding; oxidoreductase activity, acting on paired donors, with incorporation or reduction of molecular oxygen; iron ion binding
Source: RefSeq, a predicted model, not a curated record
AUGCUUAUCAUUGAUGUCCUUCCACUUCUUCUCAUCAUCCUGAUUGCGAUAUACCUGCUCUAUAAAUGGUCCACAAGGGUGUCUAUCUCGCACAUCCCUGGUCCCGAGUCGAAGUCUUUUUUGUAUGGUAAUAUAACCGAGCUCCUCCAAGUGCAGGCCGGAGAGGUAGACUUCAAAUGGCAGAGAAUGUACGGGGAUGUGGUCAGAGUACGGGCUCCGUUCGGGGAGGAUCGGCUUUUGAUCUCUGACCCCAAGGCCAUACAAUAUGUAUACCAUACGGCGAGCUAUGCCUUCCCUAAGCCUCAAUCUCGCCGGCAGAUAUCUGGGUUGAUGUUUGGACGGGGACUGACCUUCCUUGUAGGCGAAGAUCAUGUUCGGCAGCGUAGGGUCAUGAACCCAGCUUUUGGAUUUCCGGAAGCCAAAUCAUAUAUACCCAUCUUUUCCUCUUGCGCGGAGAAGAUGGUUCAAAAAUGGAUAGACUUGAUCACGGAUGAUAAUGGGCAGUCAACUGUUAUUGAGGUUACGAACUGGCUGUCCCGUGCGACGCUGGACGCGAUUGGGGAAGCUGCUUUUGAUUACCAAUUCAAUGCUCUUGAUGAACCCAAUAGUCCGUUAGUGAAAGCAUACAGCAACGUCUUCUUUGAUGUAUUUGGUAUCCCAUCAAAUUUCGGCGUCCUGUAUAUGACGAUCAUGGACCACCUUCCAUCUGCCGUCGUCUCGUUCAUUCUGAAGCAUUUCCCUGCUGGAAGGAUGGCGCAUGCGGCCAAGACGAAAGAACUCUCAACUGAGCUUUCGAAGCAGCUCAUUGCUGAGAAGAGCAGGGAUGCGUUGUCGGGAGGAGGGAGCCGGGAUCUUAUGAGUUUACUCAUCAAAGCCCAUAAAUCUUCGGAUCCGAAAGCUCAACUGAAAUUGGACGAGCUCCUUGCUGAAGAUAAACUGCGCGCUGAGAUACAUUCGGCGGAAACGCGGCUACAUGAGCGGGGUGAGACGAGGUUCGGUCUCACGGAUUUUGAUGCUAUGCCAUAUAUGUUGGCAGUGCUGAAGGAGACGCUGCGUUUCCAUCCAGUGGCGUACAACAUCUUCAGGGUAGCCGGCCAGGAUGAUGUUCUCCCGCUGAGCUCGCCGAUCACGACAACGUCAGGGAAGGUCCUUCACGAGUUGCCCAUUCCCAAGGGCGUGCAGAUCAUGUCGUCGGUUGCUGCUUGUAAUCGAAACAAGGAGGUGUUUGGAGAAGAUGCGCACAUAUUUAACCCGGAUCGCUGGCUGCGUGAGUCUCCGAAGCAGAAGGUUGCACUGGGAGUAUAUGCAGGGUUGUUCACGUUCUCUGGCGGACCUCGGUCUUGUAUAGGUUGGAGAUUUGCAGUGAUGGAGCUGCAAGCCGUGAUUGUGGCGAUCAUGAGCAAGUUUGAAUUUGCCUUCGUCGAGGGACACGGGCCUGAGAGGAUUCGGAGGGAAUCGUGUUUUGCUAUGACUCCGACCGUGGAAGGCGAGGUUGAGAAGGGUUCGAAGUUGCUGUUGAUGGUUACGUUGGGUUCGAAGAAUGAGUAG